AUGAACGACAAUAUUGCUACUUGUGAGGUCCAAGGACAAGAGCAAGUACAGAGCCAGGAGAAGAAACCGCCACCCCUGAUGUUGAGCGAGUCUGAGAAACAAAUCCUCGAGCUUCAAUUGAAUGGUCUGCCAGCGGAACCUGACAUCCAAAACCUCUGGUCGUAUACCACUGCUUGGGACAAGGUCGUUAUCAUCGUCAGCGUAGUCUCCGCCAUCAUCGCAGGCGCAUUGAAUCCUCUGCUCACAGUCAUAUACGGACUAACCGUUGGUUCGUUCGCAAAGAAGUCCAACGGCAACACAUCCAUUCCUGAGUUCACUGAUGAUGUGGCACAGCUCAAUCUUUAUUGGGUUUAUCUUGCUAUUGGAUGUGAUAUCACAACACGCAUUACCUCGGAUAUGAAUCACAUCCAAGAAGGUAUCACAAGCAAGAUAUCAUUAGGCUUGACAGCAAUCGCAACAUUCUGCUCCGCUUAUAUCAUUACAUAUGUCCAGUACUGGAAACUCGGCCUUAUCAUGACAUCGACAGUGGUUGUCAUGUUGGCCACGGGAACAAUUGGGGGAAAGCUGGCCGUGAAGUACAAUACAUUAAGCCUAAACUUGUACAAUAGCGGUUCCAACCUGGCCGAGGAGAGCAUCGGGUCUAUUCGACAUGUAACGGCAUUUGGGAUCCAGGGUGCCUUGGCAGACAGGUAUCUUGGCUUCCUGAAGCAGGCGGAAAUACCUGGAAUCAGGGCGAGGUUGUCAACUGCUUUCAUGAUUUGUUUCAUGAACGGCUUGCCGUUUCUUUCGUAUGCCCUGUGCUUCUGGCAAGGUGGCAGGUAUCUAAUGGCAGGCUAUAUGGACGUAGCGGCCACAGUGACUGCUACAAUGGCCAUUACUAUUGGAGGAUUUGCGAUCGGAAGAGUGGCACCAAAUCUGCAGUCUUUCAUGGCAAGCACGGCAAGUGCUGGUAUGAUAAUACGCUCGAUGCAACGCUCAUCCCCGGAGGAUCCCUUGUCGACAGAGGGUGAAAAGCCCGAAAUGGUAGUGGGGGAGCUUGCAUUUGACGACGUUAGUCUAAUCUACCCAUCAAGACAAGAUGUUGCAGUUCUCAAACAUGUCAAUCUCACUAUACCCCCUGGAAAAACGACGGCCAUCGUAGGGCCGACAGGUUCCGGAAAAAGUAGCAUCGUGGGCUUGCUCGAACGCUUUUACCAAUCCACAGGAGGCCGUAUCACUCUCGAUGGCCGCAACAUCCAAGAUCUGAACCUACGAUGGUUGCGCAGUCGACUGGCCUACGUGGGCCAAGAGCCAAUCCUGUUCAACGCCACUAUAUUGGAAAACAUUAGCCAUGGGCUAGCUCCCCGUGAAGCUACCACCGGGACUGCUCUCUCACCCCAAGAUGUCAAAUAUGCCGUUGUGGAGGCAGCCAAAGCUGCAAACGCACAUGAUUUUAUCAUGGUGCUGCCCAAUGGAUACGAUACGAUGGUUGGCGAAAAGGGGCUGCAGCUAUCAGGGGGACAGCGGCAACGAAUUUCCAUUGCACGAGCCUUGGUUCGGGAUCCCACAGUGCUGAUUCUCGACGAAGCCACCUCGGCACUAGAUACUCGGGCAGAGAAGUUGGUGCAGAAGGCACUUACGGAGGCUGCUAAAGGGAGAACAACCAUCGUCAUAGCGCACCGGUUAUCAACGAUACGCAAUGCAGAUAAUAUCGUGGUGUUGUCAGGGGGUGAGAUUAUGGAGCAGGGAGACCAUCAUGACUUGAUGGCAAGGCAUGGGCUAUAUGCUAGCCUGGUAAAUGCGCAACAGCUGACGCAAGAGGAAGCGGAAGAUGAAGAAGAAGCUGUUCUUUUUGAGACGGCGAGUGCUUCUUCUGUGGGGUUUGCGAAGGAGAAGUCAAAUGUAAAAGAGCAAUCAGCCACUUUAGUCGAGAAUUCAGCCCAAUACGAACCUAAGGAGCGGCUGUCCUUCUGGGCCCUUCUCCGUCUUAUGGAUAGGCUGAAUCGACCGGAACGCAUGUUGAUUCUUCUAGGCCUAAUCGGCUGUGUAUUCGCCGGGCUUGGAACUCCAGUUCAGGGAACUUUUUUCGCUAAACUUAUAGAGGCGGCAUCGCUGCCGCCAUCGCGGUACGAUGAACUUCGUUCCGGAACGAGCUUCUGGGCCUUGAUGUACCUCAUGUUGGGCAUUGUGGCCAUCCUCUCCUGGUUCGGCCAGGGGGCAUGCUUCGCGUACUCUUCGGAACGCCUGGUCCGCCGCGCAAAAGACACGACGUUGCGCUCCAUCUUGCGCCAGAAUAUCGGCUUCUUUGACGACCGUGUGACGGGCGACCUGACGACGAUGCUCUCUCAGGACACCGUCCACUUGGGCGGGAUGGAUGGUGCAGUGCUGGGCUCCAUGAUUACCUUCACCGUUACCAUCAUCGGGGGAAUUGUACUUUCCAUCGCGGUGGGCUGGAAACUAGGUCUUGUAUGCACCGCUCUGAUCCCUAUUACCAUGGGCAGCGGCUACGUGCGACUUAUUGUUCUGAGCCUCUUCGACCGCAAAGUCCGGCAGACGCAGGCUGCAUCUGCGGCCUAUGCCAGCGAGGCAGUGACAGCGAUUCGGACCGUGGCAAGUCUGGGGCUUGAGGACCACGUCCUAGGCCAUUACCGCACUAUAUUAGAACGCGAUGCAUCUGCGUCACUCCGCUCCAUCUUACAGGCCUCGGUGCUUUUUGCUCUCUCUCAGUCCCUGGUCAUGCCUUCUGGCGCCUUGGUCUUUUGGUACGGUAGCAAACUCCUGGCUAGCGGCGAGUACACAAUGACACAGUUCUUCAUCUGCUUCUCGGCGCUCAUCACUGGUGCCCAAACGGCCGGUGCCGUGUUUUCUUUUGCCCCUGACAUGAGCAAGGCGCUACAGGCCGGGAGACACCUCCGUAACCUCUUUGACCGGGUGCCCCCUAUCGACAGCUACAGCCCCGCGGGAAGGUUGCUACCCGCAGAGAAGUUGCGCGGCGGCAUUGAGAUCCGAGACGUAAGCUUCCGUUACCCGCGACGGCCUGAGCGAGUCGUCCUGACCGAUUUUUCCCUCUCGAUUAAACCGGGCCAGUUCGUCGCCCUGGUCGGACCGAGUGGGUGCGGGAAGUCAACUGUGCUGGCCCUCCUCGAGCGCUUCUUCGAUCCAGAAACAGGCCGCAUCCAGGUCGACGGGGAGGAUAUUACGGGAUUGAACAUUGCUCAGUACCGAGGACAUGUCUCCAUGGUCGGGCAGGAGCCCAUCGUGUAUUCCGGCACUAUACGUGAAAAUAUCGUAUUGGGAUCCCCAGAAAACAUGGCCGAAGAAGCUAUUGUAAAGGUCUGCCAGGACGCAAACAUUUAUGAUUUCAUCAUGUCUCUACCAGAAGGUUUCUCUACGGUCGUUGGUUCCCGGGGUAAUAUGUUGAGCGGAGGCCAGAAGCAACGAGUAGCCAUCGCGCGAGCACUUCUCCGCAACCCCAAAAUCCUGCUGUUGGACGAAGCGACAUCGUCACUGGAUUCGCAGUCCGAGAGGUUAGUGCAGGAUGCCUUGGAUCGCGCAUCCAAGGGUCGCACCACCAUCUCGGUAGCCCACAGGUUGAGCACGAUCAAACGAGCGGACCUGAUCUGCGUCAUGGACCAGGGCAGGCUGGUCGAGAAGGGGACGCAUGACCAGCUGAUGGCCAGGAGGCAGAUGUAUUAUGACCUGGUUCAGGCGCAGAAUCUAGAUAGUAUAGCUUGA
This is a messenger RNA of Arthroderma uncinatum, 3714 nucleotides long. RefSeq lists its product as uncharacterized. Gene Ontology annotation, biological process: transmembrane transport. Gene Ontology annotation, cellular component: membrane. The transcript has 5 exons. Lineage: Eukaryota; Fungi; Ascomycota; Eurotiomycetes; Onygenales; Arthrodermataceae. Gene Ontology annotation, molecular function: ATP hydrolysis activity; ABC-type transporter activity; ATP binding. The record is from RefSeq and is a predicted model, not a curated record. Bases 1 to 3714 code for a protein of 1237 amino acids.